Molecule: messenger RNA, 450 nt
Organism: Ostertagia ostertagi
Lineage: Eukaryota; Metazoa; Nematoda; Chromadorea; Rhabditida; Trichostrongylidae
Source: the annotation of a GenBank genome assembly
AUGAAUUUGCAUGGCUGCUAUAAAAGAACUGAUCCGUUCGCGCUCGCAUACACAUAUGAUUGCAGCAACUGUGGCUUUUUCGCUGUGUUGCUCUCCUAUGCUGCGUACGCAUUUCCCGGUGUGAACUUCAUAUUGUACCUACUCAUUUAUAUUCAUGUUCUCAAAAUGCGAUUUCAAUUACAAAAAAGCCGUCAGUGGUUUGUCGAGGCGGGUUCAAGCAGGAAUGCAGAAAUCAAGUUGGUGUCCCAGUUCUUGGCGAUCUGUGUGAUACAAUUCUGCGCCAGCAACUUCUUCUAUAUUCUACCUGCCACGAUUAGCGGCUCACGGGCACCGUUCUAUAUCGCUAUGACUGUCACAAUACUCAACACCGUAGUCAAUCCCGCUGUAGUCCUCAUAUUUCAAUCGAAAAUACGCUAUGCAUGUCGACUGAUGCUGAGCAGCGCUUCGUAA